AUGGAUCUUCUCUAUGAUAUUGAACACCUCAACGACACUUUACAUCAGGUGCUGGCUCAUAUCAGUCCGCUGAGAUGCCAACAAGUCUGCUGGCACAGCUUUUUGUUGGUUCGAUCAGGAUCCACCGACUACAGAGCCGAUGCGCCACAAGAAUGCCGUGAUAUUGAAUCGACUACUUCGGUUACCUAUUUAAGACACAUGAAACAGUAUGCGGUCGAAAAACACUCUUCUGGUUCUGAACUCGUUGUGGAAACGGAACUUAACGAGAAAACCGAGGAAGGAUUCGUUACUCUGUCCGCGCUGAAUUUGGCAAAAAAUGACACCAAACCUAAAACGAAAACAUUCAGCACAUCAUCCUCGAAUGGCACAUUUCAUCUUCCACUCUCGCCAGACGCUGUCUACGCCGCUCAGUACCAAUACACAAAGGUCAAGCCAUUCCAUUUUACCAUGAAGGAGCAUUUCCUCAUUGAAACGGCCUCCUUUUUUUACUGGCACUUCACUCCUGCUGCCGAAACACCUGACUGCCCAGUCAUUCUAGAGUUCUUGCUAUCGACUAAACAUCACGAAAAAUGUAUUUUCGUAAAACCUAACUCGAACGAAGCCAACAUCAUCGAGACCACGAAAUGUUCUCUUUCGAAGCGAGAUAACGCGACGAAAAAGAUCAUAUUCCCGUUCAUCGACUUGCUCUGCCAU
This is a messenger RNA of Ostertagia ostertagi, 693 nucleotides long. Lineage: Eukaryota; Metazoa; Nematoda; Chromadorea; Rhabditida; Trichostrongylidae. The record is from the annotation of a GenBank genome assembly.